AUGAGUAAAAUACUUCCUAUAGCCAUCCUCCUGCUCUGUCUUCUGAGUCACGGACCUGGUAUGGCCACAGUUUCAGCUUGGGAUGACAAGGAUUUCUUCAGAUACUGUCCACCGUCCUGGUGCAGCAAAGAUGGACCUGAAAUCAGGUUCCCGCUCAGGCUUGAAUCCAGCAAUUCAUCAUCAUCAUGUGGUGCAACAUGUGCGAAGAUAACAUGCUCUGGCCAAGACACCAUUCUGCUUCACCCACUUCUUGGACCAUGCAAAGUGACCGCCAUAGAUUAUAGCCGGGCUUCCUUCAGCAUCGUCCCACUUGUAGACUCUUGCCCGCUUCAAAAGCUCAUCUCCAUAAAUCUCCCAGCCAUAGCUGAUGUCAAUCGUUGUGCACUAUAUGAGUCCACACCUGGAACAUUAGUACAUUGUUCAAGUGUGUUUACACCAAGUGGCACUGCUGAAUUUGCAGGUGACAUAUAUCCCAAGAAUACUGCCGAUUAUAUUGUUGGCCCAAUAUCUUGCUUUAGCAACCAAACUCUGCUUGCGUAUUUGGUGAUGCCUCGCCUAUACAUGCAUGUGCUUCCCUUGGACUGCAAGGUCAUCUCACAUGGCAACAUUCCGAUACCCAACCCAUCAACAUCCAUGCAUGACCCUACGUUCAAGCAAUUAUCGGAAAAAAUAAUCAAUUUUGCUGAAAUAACUGCUAAUUGGGAGUAUUCUAAUUGGGAUAACGAUGGAAGCAUUCCCAGCAGUUGCACACAAUGUGAACUUCAUGGGCGACGCUGCGCAUUCAGCUCAGAAAGGCACCAAGUGUUCUGCAUGGAUAAGAGACCUCAUGGCUCACGUGUCAAAGUCAUUGCAGCUACAUCAUCUGUAGCCGCAUUUAUAGUUCUUUCGGUGAUGGUGGCCACAACGAUCUAUCUGUCCUUGAAGUCAAGGUACAAUGAAGAGAUAAAUAUGAAGGUUGAAAUGUUUCUCAAGGCAUAUGGCACAUCGAAACCCACAAGGUACACUUUCCCUGAAGUUAAGAAGAUGGCAAGACGAUUCAAGGAUAAACUAGGCCAGGGUGGAUUUGGAAGUGUAUACAAAGGAGAGCUACCAAAUGGAGUUCCUGUGGCAGUGAAGAUGCUAGAGUGCUCUACAGGAGAGGGAGAGGAAUUCAUCAAUGAAGUUGCAACCAUUGGACUAAUCCACCAUGCAAAUAUCGUCCGUCUUUUGGGCUUUUGCUCCGAAGGAAUGAGACGGGCUCUUAUUUAUGAAUUCAUGCCUAACGAGUCACUGGAGAAAUACAUAUUCACACAUAUUUCCAAUAUUUCUCAACAACUCCUAGCACCCAACAAAAUGCUAGAUAUUGCUUUAGGCAUUGCCCGAGGAAUGGAAUACCUGCAUCAAGGCUGCAACCAGCGCAUUCUCCACUUUGACAUCAAGCCUCACAACAUCCUGCUGGACUACAACUUCAACCCAAAGAUCUCAGACUUUGGCCUUGCAAAGCUGUGUGCAAGGGACCAGAGCAUCGUCACCUUGACUGCAGCCAGAGGCACCAUGGGAUACAUCGCACCAGAAUUAUACUCUCGGAACUUUGGAGGGGUGUCGUACAAGUCUGACGUGUACAGUUUCGGCAUGCUGGUGUUGGAAAUGGUGAGUGGAAGGAGGAACUCAGACCCAAGUGUUGAGAGCCAGAAUGAGGUGUACCUCCCAGAGUGGAUUUAUGAGAAAAUAACCAAUGAGCAUGAAUGUGAGCUUACUUUGGAAAUGACAGCAGAAGACAAAGAAAAGAUGAGGCAGCUGACUAUUGUGGCACUAUGGUGUAUCCAGUGGAACCCGAAGAAUCGGCCAUCACUGACAAAGGUGGUAAACAUGUUAACGGGGAGGUUGCAGAACCUACAGAUUCCCCCUAAGCCCUUUGUGUCGUCUGAAAAUCAUCCUACAACAUAA
Molecule: messenger RNA, 1926 nt
Organism: Triticum turgidum subsp. durum (durum wheat)
Lineage: Eukaryota; Viridiplantae; Streptophyta; Magnoliopsida; Poales; Poaceae
Source: the annotation of a GenBank genome assembly